CAGGGAUACCAAGAUGGAAAUCCAGGGGCUUUCUGAUGCCCAAAACAUUCACUCUCAACAUGGCGCCCUACACAGAACCGCUUCACCGCCACUUCGGUCGAUGGCAGGGUCGAAACAACGUUUUAUUUCCCCGGAAAAUGAAGCGGAUAGACGGCUGGAUUCGCCUAAGCCUCAAAGUGACAACAACAACAGCAGCAGGCCGAGGACUUCAGCGUUUCACCUGCUGGCGGAAAAUGGCAGCGAAGCGGUUUGUCCGCCUGUCAAACCACGACCAACCCUUAAAAGCAGUUUAUCUCGCAAUGUUAAUAGACAGCGAGUUGGCCUUCAUAACGUGAACACUGAAAAGGAAAAUCUGCUAAACGCACAGCAUUCUUCGCAGGAGUUUGUGAGGACUGCCUGGAUAUAUGAGAUAGAAAGCGAGCAUGGUGCAAUGCAAAUGGCGCUGCCCCUUUUUGAAAGGGAAGAGGAACCGUUGCCGCAGCGGCAGUUAACGUUACCGUGUCCAGGUUUACGGCAGCAGCGUGAGGACGGCGCCUACAAGCAGCCCUCUCUGGCUAGCUACAGCGGUUCUACACCGGGGAGCCCCAACACGAAGAAUGGGGCUAACAGACCCCAGAAACAUGUUGGUUAUAUCGUUCAAGAGGAUGGCGAUACCGAGGGGAGCAAACACCGACCGGAUGUAUUUAUCUGCGAUAAAAUGAAAGGUAAAACGCCAGACUGCUCUAAAACAAGCCUCCAUAACUCCAUGGAGGCAGGAGACAGCAGUGACGUUAUUCUGUGUGAAUCUAGUGACAACUUAAACUCUCUUGAUGCUCAUGUUUUAAAGAAAGCGGAACAUGUUUUCAACUUACUAAACGAAAAUUCUGCCUUGGCUAAUGCUAAGCAGGCUGUUUAUCAGCACUUCGUCGAAGACGUUGUUUUGACAAACAAAUAUGGCGAUAAGAUUUGUGGUCAGAUUUGUACUGAAAACAAUGAGAGUAAAUUGGUGAAGGGGGUUACGUCGCACUCAAGUAGUGCCUUGAUUUCAGGGAACCCGGUUAUAGUUGAAACCAUGGACACCUCGGACUUUAUUUCAGAUUCAACCGGAAUGCAGGACUCUGCUACCCCGGGCACGGCCUCCACUAGCCCGCCUGCUAGUGAAACCUUUUCCGGAACUAUCACAAUAAACAACCAAAGCAUCAUAGUGACUAUUGAAAACGGAAUACUGACUCUCGCUGCCCCUCCAGAGGGAUAUGUACACAAAGAGGACGACAUGGUCAGCCUAAAAGAGCAUCUAGGUAUGAAAGAUCACGAGGAUAUUGUUCUUCUGAACUAUGACAGUGGCACUAAAUCAAUCGGCAAGAUCAGCACCCUGGCAGUAUCCAGCUCUAACCAGCAGGAAGAGCCCAGGCCUGGUAUGUCUGUGAGUGACUCUGAGCUGGCUCUGGUGGAUGACUGCUCCUUAUCAGAGCUUGGCACUUCUCUGGACUCUUGUCCUAUUAUUAAGCAGGAAGCAGGGGAGCUGUGUGCUGUCACGGAAGCUGACCUUGUUGCCCCAAACCCCAAAGUGGCAGACUGUGAGAAUGGGGACGUCCAGUCUGUGCAGCUAAUCAGAUCCAAAAAAGAGAUUGCCUCCACUUUUAACUGCCCAGAACCUGGCUGCAAUUCUACGUUUGACACACGCCAAAAACUCAAGGUUCACCUCCUGAAUCAUGCUGAGGAUCCACGCCCCUACCAGUGCACAGUGGAAGGCUGCGGCUGGGCGUUUGGCACCUCUUACAAGUUAAAGCGGCAUCUUCAGUCCCAUGACAAGCAGCGGCCACACACCUGUCAGUUUGAGGGUUGUGGACGACGGUUCACCACAGUCUACAACCUCAAAGCUCACAUCAAAGUCCACGAGCAAGAUAAUGCCUUCAUCUGCGAGAUCUGCAGUGAGAGGUUUCGCAGCGCUUCACGACUCACCAAUCACCAGAGGGUCCACUUUGAGCCACAGAGGCCCCACAAGUGUGAAUUCCCAGGCUGUGAGAAAACAUUCAUCACCUUCAGUGCCCUGUUCUCCCACAAUCGCACUCACUUCAGAGAAACAGGCCACUUCACCUGCACCUUCCCUGGCUGCGACAAGAUGUAUGACAAGGCCUGUCGUCUAAAAAUCCAUAUGAGAAGUCACACUGGUGAGAGACCCUUUGUUUGUGACUCAGAGGGCUGUGGCUGGUCCUUCACCAGCAUGUCUAAGUUGCUCCGACAUAAACGGAAACAUGAUGAUGACCGUCGCUUUGUAUGCACAGAGGAGGGAUGUGGAAAGUCCUUCACCCGGGCAGAGCACCUUAAGGGCCACAGUAUCACCCACCUGGGCACCAAGCCCUUCCAGUGCCAUGCAGAAGGCUGUACUGCCAGGUUUUCAGCUCGCAGCAGUCUGUAUAUUCACUCCAAGAAGCAUAAGCAGGAUGCCAGCACCCUGAGGACCCGUUGUCCUGUGGCAAAUUGCUCCAAGCACUUCUCAUCCCGCAGCAGCCUUAAGAGCCACAUGCUUAAACACCACCACCUCAGUCCUGACGUUCUUAGCCAGAUGGAGACCACACCCACACUGACCCCCAGCAGUGAGCUCAUCAGUCCCACCCCAACAACAGUUGCAGGGCCCGGUAUUACUGGGGGUGACCAGCUGCCCAACUUGGACCUCAGCUCUCUCUUCUCUGCUGUGCCUGGAGGAGCUGCACCCACUGCUGGCAUCGGAGUGGGAAUUCCUGUCAGUGGGAGCAGCUCUAAUGGCACCUUCACCAUGGACCUUUCCCUGGUCAGCUCAGGUAUCCUCACCAUCGACCCCUCCUCAGUGGGCCCCACACUCUGCACCAGCACCAACACCAUGCUGGCCAAAGCUGUGGACCCUCUGAUCCUGGCAGCUGGUGCAGACAUGGGCCCCCACCACGGUCUGGAAGGAACAGUGGGUGAUGUCCUGCCCCCUCAAGGAACCCUCAACCUGGAUGAUGUUCAGACUGUUACCCCAGAGGCCCUGAGCACCCUCACGGCUCUCGCCAUGCAAGGUGCUGGUGUGUCUGUGGACCCCGCUCUGCAGCACCCACUUAGCUCUUCAAGUGCUCUGAGUGUGGAGCCCGCAGCCUCUUUGGCUGUGGCCCCUGUUGCUGAACUGCUGGCUUCACCUUCAAAGGUGGUGGAGGUUGGUGGCCAAGGAGGGGCGGGGCCUCUGCUGGGCUGUGUGGAGGUGCUUGGACCUCAAGAGGGAGGGAAAGUCCUCACCCAGUUUGUUUUCCCUGGGACCAGCAGCAGCUUCAGCCCACAGAAAGAGCAAGAACUUACCGCUGUGUCACCAAGCAGCUUCCUGGAGAGUGGAGGCUCAGCCAGGACGGACUACAGAGCCAUUCAGCUCGCCAAGAAGAAGAAGCAAAGAGGUCCUUCAGCCUCAGGGAGUCCAGGAUCCAGUCAGAGAAAAGCUAAAGGGGCAAAGGCAGCCCCCUCGGGUGCUCGUUAUGCUGAAGGAGCUGCAGCAGCAAAUGCAGGGUUAACUCUACGUGACCCUGUGACGGGUGCACAGUACGUUCAGAUUCAGCUGCUGCAGGAUGAUCCAGCCAGCGAUGGAGACCUGGCCUUCCAGCUGAGCUCUCAGCCCUCCAGCUCCCACUCUCAGCUCACUGCCGACCUGCCUGUCAACAUUUUGCAAGAACCCUCAGUGAUGACAGAGGACGACAACGGCUCAGACAACUCUCAGUUCACAGGAAGCACAAUCAACCUUCAGGACCUGGAGUGAGCGGCACAGAGCUGCUGAUGGAGGUCUGCCACCAUGACGGACCUUUCUGGCACCUUGUAACUUUCCAAAGUUUACAUCAACAAUGAAGAAACAUUUGACUCCAUCAAACGGUUGCCUAAUCUUUCCCAGGACUUUGAAAGCCUUUUUAGACGUGGUCGAUUUAGUGUGGGGGGAGGGGGGUGGAUGGAAGUCCACAGAAAUUGCACCUUGAAAAGAGGAGAUCAUAAUUAUUUGUCCAGAGGAUUAUGGAUGUGUUUAUUUCCUGUUCGUACCAAAUGAAACUUGAGAGCAUUCUCAUGUCGAGAACAUGGAGGCGUUUUGUUCCUCUGUGGGUUUUGACGGUGUCGUGUCUACUUCAUGGUGCCACAUUGCCACUCAUGCACACACAGUGCGCUGUCUACGCUCCGGAUGCCUUACAGACACCUCACGCUGUGCAUUCCUUCACUGGCGAGUUACCUGCUUUUUUUUUUAUUUGUAUUUGUUACUAUUUUGAUUUCUAAUCUUUUGUUAGAUUUAUUUUUCUAUGGCAGCAGUGAGUCCAUGUUAAAAACAUGUCUGUUCAUGACUUUAUAUACAGUAUAUAAUGAGUUACUACCUUACUGUAAUAAUUUUAUCUGUUUAUUUAUUGUUUAGCUGUGGGUUUACAGAAUGGCAGAGCCAAACACAGAAUAAUUAAAGAAUCAAAGCACAAUCAGAA
Cheilinus undulatus (humphead wrasse) is the source of this 4436-nucleotide messenger RNA. Its product is annotated as zinc finger protein ZXDC. Gene Ontology annotation, molecular function: transcription coregulator activity. Lineage: Eukaryota; Metazoa; Chordata; Actinopteri; Labriformes; Labridae. Gene Ontology annotation, biological process: regulation of transcription by RNA polymerase II. The record is from RefSeq and is a predicted model, not a curated record. Gene Ontology annotation, cellular component: nucleus. The transcript is spliced from 10 exons. Bases 14 to 3739 code for a protein of 1241 amino acids.